Rhinichthys klamathensis goyatoka is the source of this 3087-nucleotide messenger RNA. It is a transcript of the gene mef2aa, whose product is annotated as myocyte enhancer factor 2aa. Lineage: Eukaryota; Metazoa; Chordata; Actinopteri; Cypriniformes; Leuciscidae. The record is from RefSeq and is a predicted model, not a curated record. Gene Ontology annotation, biological process: positive regulation of transcription by RNA polymerase II; heart development; cell differentiation. The transcript has 12 exons. Bases 581 to 2137 code for a protein of 518 amino acids. Gene Ontology annotation, molecular function: protein dimerization activity; DNA-binding transcription factor activity, RNA polymerase II-specific; RNA polymerase II cis-regulatory region sequence-specific DNA binding.
AGCUCCCUUCCGGCAGAAAGACCCAGGGACAAGAGUGUGAAGUCAGGCCUCACAGGGGCAAGAAGAAAGCCGUCCAAAGCCAGCUGGUCUGGCUUUGAGGAAAGCAAGAGAGAUAGAAAGCACAAGAGAGAAAGGGGAAAAGAGAGACAGAGAAAAUUAAGUAAUAAAAGGGAAAUUAAGAAAGUAAGAGUGGCACGCGGCUGAGAAAGAUACCUGAGGAAGGCCUUGGCAGCAGGUUCUGUGAAGGUAAUCGAUCAUCUCAAGAAACAGGGCAUUUUACCCGAGGAGGAGAAAGCACCAGCGAGCUCCAAGUAGAGAGAAGCAUUGAAAGCAAAGGAAGAAAGAACGUAAAUAAGACUUGAGCUGGAUAUUUUGGGUCCAGGACUGAGGAUUGUGCUGCUUCGUUUGUUAGGAUCGUGGUGUGGACACCUCAGGAAAAAGACAUAGACAGAAAGAGAGUGAGAGAGAAAGACUCGAGAAGAAAGAGUGGAGUACAAUGUGCUAGGGGAGUGAAGGCAGACCAACUCUCGUGUUUUUCUGAUAUUCUCGGGGUGUCAGAGAGACCAAGCAGGACGCCAAGAUGGGACGGAAGAAGAUACAGAUCACGCGGAUCAUGGAUGAGAGGAACCGGCAGGUCACCUUCACAAAGCGGAAGUUUGGUUUGAUGAAGAAAGCUUAUGAGCUGAGCGUGUUGUGUGACUGUGAGAUUGCCCUGAUCAUAUUCAACAGUUCAAACAAACUCUUUCAGUAUGCCAGCACUGACAUGGACAAAGUCCUACUUAAGUACACAGAAUACAACGAACCCCACGAGAGCAGAACCAACUCUGACAUUGUAGAGAAAUUAAGAAACAAAGGCCAUAAUGACUGUCCCAGUCCUGAUCCAGAUGACUGUUUCGGUCACAGUCCCCUCAUGGACGAUCGUUUCGGCAAACUAAACGAAGAGAGUGAUUUAAUGUACAAGCGCUGUGGUGCGCUUAACAAGAAAGAACACAGAGGCUGUGAUAGCCCGGAUCCUGACGCCUCAUAUGUCCUCACCCCUCACACAGAAGAAAAAUAUAAAAAAAUUAAUGAAGAGUUUGAUAAUAUGAUGCGAAAUCAUAAAAUCCCGACGGCAUUGCCCCCGCAGAACUUCUCCAUGCAUGUGGCUGUGCCAGUGACGAACCCCAAUGCCAUGUCCUACAACCCCGGGGCCUCUCUGAGCAGCCAGAGCCUGUCGGUCGCCACUGCCUCUCUGAGUGACGGUGCCAUGCUGUCUCCUCCUCAGGGUUCUCUGCACAGAAACGUAGUGUCUGGCGGGCCCCCACAGAGGCCCCCCAGCACAGGCAACGCAGCAGGAAACGGCUUUGUUAACCCGAGGGGCUCGCCGGGGCUUCUGGGUACACCCAGCGGGAACGGACUGGGUAAAGUCAUGCCUGCGAAGUCACCGCCGCCACCGGGGGGCAACAUGGGCAUCGGUAGCCGCAAGCCAGACUUGAGAGUCGUCAUCCCCGCAUCCAGCAAGGGCAUGAUGCCACCCCUGCAGUCGGAGGAGGAAGAGAUGGAGUUGAACACUCAGAGGAUAAGCAGUUCCCAGGCUCUGGCCACACCGGUGGUCUCCGUCACCACCCCGAGUCUGCCACCACAAGGCCUGGUCUACUCAGGCAUGCCCACUGCCUACAACUCUGAAUACUCCCUGAGCAGUGCUGAGCUCUCCUCUCUGCAAGGCUUUGGCUCUCCAGGGCUCUCUAUAGGCUCAAUGUCGGCAUGGCAACAGCAUCAACUGGGCCAGGCAGCUCUCAGCUCGCUGGUAGGUGGCCACUUACCUCAGGGCUCAAAUCUCUCCAUCAACACCAGCCAGCAUGUCAACAUUAAAUCAGAGCCCAUCUCUCCUCCACGUGAGCGCGUGACCCCGUCCGGCUUCCCGCAACAGCAGCAGCAUCAGCAGCAGCAACAGGCUCCCUCUGGCCGUCCCGACAUGGGCCGCUCGCCCGUCGACAGCCUCAGCUCCUCCUGCUCCUCCUACGAUGGAAGCGACCGAGAGGAUCACCGGCCUGAUUUCCACUCUCCCCUCGGCCUGGGCCGACCCCCCGCCGCCGGGGGCGAGGAGAGAGAGAGCCCCACGGUCAAGCGCAUGCGCAUGGACACCUGGGUGACAUAAAGCUGUCUGGAGCUUGACAGCCAGUCAGUCACACGCAGGGCUGGGCAGGGGGAAAGGGAGAGAGGAGUGACAGCAGGGAGGGUCAUUAUUGUUAUUAUUCUAUUGAUAUAAUUUAAUGUCAUUUCACUUUUUUUUGUAAGUAGGUGGAUGGGGAAAGAAAUCGAAAAUGUCCUGACAUAUUGAAAUUUAACAGAUGUGAGGAGAGAGAGAGAAAUUCUCAAGUCGAGCAGUCAGAAUGAAUGGUGUACUCAAAAAACAGGUGUUAUCAGGUACUUGAUGCAAAUUGCAUUGUGCGAUAGUCCAAUGUAUGAAGAAAACAUUUCGAUAAUUGUUGUCACUGGUGCAGUUUGACACUUGUAGCUGUUUUCGCUGUUGAAUUUGCAAACAAUCAAAGAAAGUUUAGGGGCGGCUUUCUGUUCGAAGGCUCCUGCCUGUUGGGCUCAUGUAUUAAACAAUCUGUAUCUGCACUCGCCCUUAUAUGAAGUAUGUCACUUAUUAAUUUAUUUAAAGGUAUUUGAUGAUAGAUUCGGAUCAGUUUUACGAGGGAAGGCUUGUAUCUAAAAUGAUAUCACAUUUCACCUCGGUUCAGACAUUAAGUCAAAGAAAUGAAAAUGUCUCCAAAUUGAUAAUGGUCAGCAAUUCUAUUAUAAAUUCUUUUUUUUGUUGGUGUUUUUAACAAAUAGGAAGAGAAAAGGUAGCCGUCAUUUGUACAUUCAUGCAGCUCCAACAACUCAAUGGUAACGCAAGCCAAAGCCUCUAUGUAAUUUUGUCGUACUGUAGGUUGGGAAUUUUCAGCAUUUCUCUCUCGAUGUUUGUUUCAUAUUAGUUCUGUCAUAGUGUGCAUUGUUACAAACCUUGGAAAACGAUUAACAUGCAAAGCAGAUCUUGAAACGAUAUCUAAAGCCAUGAACACUUGCUGUUCUGUUUGUAAAUUAAAGAUUUGAGCCAAA